Messenger RNA from Cryptomeria japonica (Japanese cedar), 1983 nucleotides. Its product is annotated as 7-deoxyloganetin glucosyltransferase. Gene Ontology annotation, molecular function: UDP-glycosyltransferase activity. Lineage: Eukaryota; Viridiplantae; Streptophyta; Pinopsida; Cupressales; Cupressaceae. Bases 188 to 1630 code for a protein of 480 amino acids. The transcript has 3 exons. The record is from RefSeq and is a predicted model, not a curated record.
CUUACAUAUCAAUAUGAAUAAUAAUUCAAUAUCAUCAUAUCUUCGCAGGGUACAGUGUUCAUAUUUAAUCCAAUGGAGGAGCGGGUUUUCAUGUAGUGGGCAUACCGUUGGUUUAUACAUGGGUUUUCAGACAUAUUUGGAUUGAAAAGCGGAAAUAAGCACCUGAAAAGACUGGAAAGGAAAAAUCAUGGCUGGAGAGAGGAGACCUCAUGCUGUUCUGGUUCCUUUCCCCGCCCAAGGCCAUAUCAAUCCCAUGAUGCGGCUGGCGAACAAAUUGGUUGAACAAGGAUUUGUAAUCAGUUUCGUCAAUACCGAUUACAACCAUUUUCGUAUUGCACAGGCCAACAAAUCCAUCGCCAAUGGCUUUGAUUCUCGGGAAGGUAAAAGUCAUGGCGCUAUUCGUUGGGUAGUCGUCCCAGAUGGCCUUCCUCCCACCGAUACUCGCACAGACAUAGCCAGUUUGUGCCAUGUGACAGAAAACAUCAUCGUUUCCUUCAUCGACAAUCUCAUUGGGGAGAUGAAAAAGCAGAACCCUCAGGAGAACAUCUGUUUGAUAACGGACUGUAUGGCGUCCACCGCGUUAGAUGCAGCCAAACGCCACCGAAUUCCAAUGGCUGCUCUCUGGACCUCACUUACUGCCACCUAUGCCAUGCUCUAUAAUUUGCCCAAUCUCAUCUCCUCCUCUCUUCUUCCUUCAAAUGGAGUCCCCAAGGAUUGUACGAUGGUGAAAUACCUUCCCUCCAUGCUGCCUCUCUGCUCUGCACAGCUUCCUUGGGCUGUUGGAUUCAACGAAACCCAGCAAGAGUUUAUCUUCCGCUUCAUUGAGCGUUACAUGGAAAGAACGAGAGAGCUCAAGUGGGUGUUAUUCAAUUCUUUCUAUCAUCUGGAAGCCCCUAUAAUCGAUGCCCUAAUCGCCCAAGGAGCAUCGGUCUGUUCAAUUGGUCCCUGUAUCCCUUCUCCCCGUCUGAAUGGGGAAGUUCAUUCAGAUAUCACGGCGAACUUCUGGUCAGAGGAAGCAGAAUGUCUGGAGUGGCUAGACAAGCAGUCUCAUAAUAGUGUGGUGUACGUGUCCUUCGGAAGCCUGGCAAUAGUGAACCAGAGACAGUUAGAAGAAUUUGCGCUGGGUUUGGAGGCUACCCAGAAACCGGUUCUGUGGGUUCUGCGAAGUGAUCUCAUGGACGGUUCAAGCGCUGUACUUCGUCCAGGAUUCAUGGAAGCCACCAAAGAUCGGGCAUAUUUUGUGCCAUGGUGUCCACAGAUGCAGGUUCUUUCUCAUCCUUCUAUUUCUUGUUUUAUCACUCACUGUGGAUGGAAUUCCAUAGUGGAGAGCAUCGCCAUGGGAGUGCCCAUGCUCUGCUGGCCUUACUUUGCAGAUCAGUUUUUGAACUGUGUUUAUGUGGUAGACAUGUGGAAGAUUGGGCUGGCUUUUAUUACAGACAGCGAUGGAACAGUAAGAAAGGGGGAGAUCGAGAAGGCGGUGCGGAUAGUGUUUGAAGAUGAGACAAUGAAGACAAGAGUGAUGAAAUUAAGGGAGAAAGCAAAAGAUGCAGUGAAGGGCGAAACAGGAUCCUCUUCUGCAAAUUUUCAAAACUUUGUGAAGGCGAUGAGGGAGGAAAUCUGUGACAAAUAACUGUUGUUUGAGGAGGCGUUGUUCUGUCCUGUUCAUCGUCCUGUAUGGCGCUACUUCCUCAAUUAUUUUCCCUGCCCUGCCUCCAGCUUAGUCUCUUCAUAAUUUAGUGUAGAGAAUACUGUUCUAAUAAAGGCAUAGUCCAACUUCUGCAGGGCGAUCUUUAUACAGAGAUCAGAAAGUUGUAUUCAGAUUUUCAAUUACAUAAUACAAUCAAAAGUGCAUUCAUACCUAUAGGUAAUGCGCUUCUCCAACAAAUGGAUGGAAACAACGUUUUGUCUGAAAUCUCAAUGGUAAGGAAUAUUUUGUAUAUUAAUUUUCAUCGGCUCUCCUAAAAUUUGAGUCAUUUUUCGGUA